Messenger RNA from Aquila chrysaetos chrysaetos, 3335 nucleotides. RefSeq names its product membrane associated ring-CH-type finger 8 (gene MARCHF8). Gene Ontology annotation, biological process: immune response; protein polyubiquitination; antigen processing and presentation of peptide antigen via MHC class II. Gene Ontology annotation, molecular function: ubiquitin protein ligase activity; zinc ion binding; MHC protein binding. The record is from RefSeq and is a predicted model, not a curated record. Gene Ontology annotation, cellular component: cytoplasm; early endosome membrane; late endosome membrane. Bases 257 to 2269 code for a protein of 670 amino acids. The transcript is spliced from 10 exons. Lineage: Eukaryota; Metazoa; Chordata; Aves; Accipitriformes; Accipitridae.
GGCGUGUCGGCCGGGGGAGGAGGGAGCGCGGCGCGGCGCGGCGGUCGGCUCCGCCGGCCCGUGGGGCGGAGGCUGCGGCGGAGCCUCCCGUCGUUGGCCGGUGCGGAGGCUCCGCUCGGAGAGUUGAGGGCUGUUCCUCUGUCGGAGCUGAGGACGCGGCACCUAAGUCGCCGGUGCAAGGCCUGACAAUGGCACCGAAUGAGCACUGCCUUCAAGCCUCCUUCCUGUAAAUGAUAGGACCAAACAAGGCGGUGUGAUGAACAUGCCACUGCAUCAAAUCUCUGUCAUUCCAGCUCAGGAUGGUACCUCUUCCAGAGUCUCCAGGAGCAAGACCAAAGAAAAAGAGGAACAGGCAAAUGUAGGGCAGUCAGCAGCUCUGCUUACACAGCUCCGUCUCUUUAGUCUGGAUAACAGGAGUCAUGCAACCAGGGGAAGCUACGCUGAGGAUACACACAUGCAUUCAUGCUGGAAAAUGAAGCUGCAGGUGAGGCAGCCUCAGCUCAGCAAGAGGAAGGCUUUCAAACUCAAACAACUAAAGAGGGGAGACGGAGAUCAGAUCUCCAUUUUGAAAUGGCAGCUGGAGACACAGGUUAUCCAUCAGAUGCACUUUGUGGAGCCUUUGGAAAGAAAGCAAAGCAAUGCAAAACCCAGAAAAAUGAAUGAGAAGGCUUUGGGGCAUUCUGUGAGCCGCUCUAGUAACAUCUCAAAGGCUGGAAGUCCAACCUCUAUCUCUGCCCCUCAUAGCUUCUCUCGGACUUCUGUUACACCAUCCAACCAGGACAUCUGCAGUUCCAGUGCAGUGUUUUCUGAGUGUUGUCAUCACAGUCCAGUGCAGUCUGCUGUUGUCUUGAAAAAUCCUCACUGCCAGAGCCCUCUGACACAAGGGGUCACUGUGACAGUAAUCUGUCAGGACACGUUACAUGCAGCAAAGAGAAACUCCCGUGGGCAGGAUCGGGGCCAGGCACUCAGGUCUGCUAAGAAUGUAAAGCCCACCCGCACUCUGAAAUUCUCCAAGUCCCUCAAUGACGUGGACCAGAAGGCACAGAGCACCAGUGAGUGCUUUGACUAUGUGGAGCGAACACGCUCAGAAGGCAAAUUGACCCCGACUCAAGAGCAGUGUUUAAGGAUUAACAAAUUUCAUCUUAAAGAGAGGAAACCGCUGAAUCUCAGGCCUCUUUCUUUUAGCAAUUCUAAGCACUCCUAUAUCCCUUCCCUUUCCAACUACUCGAGUGCAUCGGGAGGAGCAGAGAACCACAGCGCUGUACAUAUCCCCUUGCUGGAGGACAAAGUGGACCAUGACACCUCAAGGAGCAAAAAACUGUUGCGUUACCUUUUUUCCUUCUCCCACACCUCCAGCACCAGCAGCCUGCAUAAGUUCCACGAACUGGAGAGCUAUUCCAGUCAUUUCCAAGCUGAGAAAUCCUCCAGCGUGCUGGUGGAAAGCACGGACUUCUGCUCUGAUGAUAUGGGAGACGAUGACGUCUUUGAGGACAGCACCUCAGUGAAAUUGAAAACAAAAGAGCAGCGGGCGCCACUCUGUUCAGUUGAGAAGGACAGUGACCUUGACUGCCCUUCCCCCCUCUCAGAAAAAUUCCCCCCUCUCUCCCCUGUGUCCACAUCGGGGGAUACCUGCAGGAUAUGUCACUGUGAAGGAGAUGAUGAGAGCCCUUUGAUUACCCCCUGUCACUGCACGGGAAGUCUUCAUUUUGUGCACCAAGCCUGCCUGCAGCAAUGGAUCAAGAGCUCAGAUACGCGAUGUUGUGAACUGUGCAAGUAUGAGUUCAUCAUGGAGACAAAACUGAAGCCUUUGCGAAAGUGGGAGAAGCUGCAGAUGACGGCCAGCGAGAGGAGGAAGAUCAUGUGCUCUGUAACAUUCCAUAUCAUUGCCAUCACCUGCGUUGUGUGGUCUCUCUAUGUCCUGAUAGACAGGACCGCUGAAGAGAUUAAACAGGGACAGACUACUGGGAUUCUAGAGUGGCCAUUUUGGACUAAGCUGGUGGUUGUGGCUAUUGGUUUCACUGGAGGACUUCUGUUCAUGUAUGUACAAUGCAAAGUGUACGUACAGCUGUGGAAGAGACUUAAAGCUUAUAACCGAGUAAUAUAUGUACAAAACUGUCCGGAAACUAGCAAAAAGAAUAUUUUUGAAAAACCUGCACUAAUGGAGCCAAACUUCGAAAGUAAAGAAAUGCUUGGGGUUCACCAUUCAGACACAAACUCUUCACAUUACACAGAGCCAGAAGACUGUGCUGCAGAAAUCCUUCACGUCUGAUUGCUGGGUGGGAGGGCUGUUUCUGUAUGUCCUUGAAGAUUUAAAAUAUCAUUGUUUACUGCAAACUGCUCUACCUUUUUAAAAUCAGCUAACAGCUGAGGGCUGGCGGAUGAAUUUUUUUACAUUUGUUUUAUGUUGGAAUUUUUUUAAAAUCCCUUUGGCAUAUCUGUCAAUGUCAUCAUGGCUGCAUACCUCUCAAUGUUUAGUCUCUCAUACUGGCUGAUCAAAGAGCCACAGGAUACUGGGUAGAAUGAGCCUUGGGUUUGGUAUCAAGCAAGCCGCUAGUGAACUUUCAUCAACUUCAUGGAGUCUGUUACUUUAGAAGAUGACUCUAAAUGAUUCUGGAAUAUGUGUAGAGUGGGGUUUGUUUGUUUGUUUGUUCUUUAGCGUGCUGAAGGAGGUUGUCCCAGAUGUUGAGGGAAAUGAGAGAGCAAGAGUCUAAUCUACUGCUAACACUGCCACUAACAUUUUUUCUUAGGCAGCAGGUGUAAAAUUUUGCUUUACAUAUUGUGAUGAGACUUACAAAGCAUAUAGCACUUUUAAAAAUCUUUAUUUUGUAAUAUGUAUGUCAAAUGAGAAUGAAACUUGAAAGAAUGUGUCAUUUUCGAAACAUUUCUUCAUUCUUUACCCCCUCUAUUCUUCUGGAACAUAAACCUCUUGCCUUAUAAAAAAAAAAAAAAAUUAAAAAAAUUUCCAACCUGUGAUUUCCAACACAUGCCCACAUUAUCUUACUAAACAUAACACUAAAAAACUCUGCCUCUUUGGGUUUCCUUUGAGGAGCAAUUUUUUUCAAAGGAUAUUGCACUUGUGAUUUGUGUGUGCGGAACAGUGGAUGUGUACAGUGUUCGUUUUCAAUGCGUAAUGGUUUCAGUGCUCUGUUUGGGGGAUUGGUUUUGUUGUUUUUUUUCAACAGGUCAGACCGUCAACACACCUGCACAUAUAUACCUGAUGUAACUUUCAUUCCAAACCAUUGGCAAAGGGUUUCUUGCUAUAUUGGUAAAAAUGUGAGCUGUUAUGGAAAAAAAGAUACUUAGUCAAUACAGCUGAAAUUGGUUUUCCUUCUUUA